Molecule: messenger RNA, 2613 nt
Organism: Monomorium pharaonis (pharaoh ant)
Lineage: Eukaryota; Metazoa; Arthropoda; Insecta; Hymenoptera; Formicidae
Gene: Mtmr6
Product: myotubularin-related protein 6
Exons: 13
Coding region: 248-2254 (668 amino acids)
Biological process (GO): dephosphorylation
Molecular function (GO): metal ion binding; phosphatase activity
Source: RefSeq, a predicted model, not a curated record
ACCACAUAUAUGUCACUUUCGAAGAGAAUAAAAGGGAAUAAGGAUACACGUAAUCUUGCCUAUUGUUGCCUAUUAGUUUAGGAUCGAAGCGUCCGCAUAGAAUAUUUGGAACAAAUAAUUAUUUUUUAAGCUGCCGCUGUCAUGAAGCUCGGACAACAUAUAUACGCGCGUGUGUUAAUCAUUAUGUUCAUUUAAAUAAAAUAUAAGCUACUUGAUCGUAUGUACAACUGUUUUUAAGGCUACGAAGAUGGAUCAGAUAAAAGUCCCAAAGGUAGAGAAUGUGAGGAUGCUAGAUAAGUAUAGCAAUAAUCAUUCCAUUGGCACACUUUAUCUAACAGUGACACAUCUUAUCUUUGUCGAAAGAAGUGGCAAAAAGAAGAUAUGGGUAUUAUAUACGCAUAUCUCUAAUAUAGAGAAGCAACCAUUGACAACCACAGGAUCACCUUUGUAUAUUAAGUGCAAGCAUUUUUUCAUUGUCACUUUUGUCAUCCCAAAGGAACGCGAUUGCCAUGAGAUUUAUCUUACAUUAUUAAAAUUAUCCUGUCCAGCUAGCAUAGAAGAUUUAUAUUGCUUCAAUUAUCAAGAGAGCAAGGAUACCUUACCUCAGCACGCUGGGUGGAAUUUCUUCAAUGUACAAAGCGAAUUUCAACGGCAAGGUGUCCCAAAUGAGGAAUGGUCGCUUUCGUAUUUAAAUAUUAAUUAUGAGCUUUGUGAUACUUAUCCAAAGUACUUAUACGUUCCCAGUGCAUCUACUAAAAAUAUUUUAUUAGGUAGCGCAAAGUUUAGAAGCAGAGGAAGGUUACCAGUUCUAACGUACUUGCAUUCAAACAAGGCUGCUAUUUGCCGAUGCAGUCAACCACUCUCAGGAUUUAGUGCACGAUGUCCCGAGGAUGAAGAAUUGAUGCAUAAUAUAUUAUGUACAAAUCCUAAUUCACGGUAUAUGUAUGUUGUCGAUACAAGGCCACGGAUUAAUGCCUUUGCUAACAGAGCCGCGGGAAAAGGAUAUGAAAACGAAAAUUUCUACGACAACAUUAAAUUUCAUUUCUUUGGGAUAGAAAACAUUCAUGUAAUGAGAACGAGUUUAAACAAGCUUUUAGACUUACAAAGAUCGACUUCCAUGAGUGCAUUUUUGAGUGGUCUAGAAAGCAGCGGUUGGCUGAAGCAUAUUCGUUCUAUCCUGGAAACCGCUUGGUUUAUUGCACGAGCAGUUUCGAACGGCGUGAGCGUGGUGGUGCAUUGUAGCGAUGGAUGGGAUCGCACCGCGCAAGUGUGCUCUCUGGCUGCAUUAUUGUUGGAUCCAUUUUAUAGAACAAUCCAAGGCUUUCAAGCUUUAAUAGAAAAAGAUUGGUUGUCCUUUGGUCAUAAAUUUAGUGACCGCUGUGGCCAUGUCAGUAACGAUGGUAAAGAACUUGCACCGAUAUUUACACAGUUUAUAGACGCGGCAUAUCAAUUGCUACAGCAGUAUCCAUAUAAAUUUCAAUUCAAUGAAUAUUUUCUUUUAACGUUACACGAUCAUGUACAUAGUUGUCAACAUGGUACAUUCAUCGGAAAUUCGGAAAAAGAAAGACAAAUGUUAAGAUUAUCCGAGCGAACGUAUUCAUUGUGGGGCUACUUGGCAAAUAAUAUGAACGAGUAUAUAAAUCCAAUCUACAGAUGCAAUCGUUACAAUAAUGAAGAAUCAGCUGAUAUUCUUCAACCUAAAUUGGCACCUCAAUCUAUUGUUCUGUGGAGAGGCUUGUACUUCAGAUUUGAAAAUGGAAUACAUCCUAGAGAAACGUGCGAAGAUUUGAUUCUAACGAUUUAUGAUCACACGAGUUCUUUAGAGGAUCAUGUGAAGCUUUUGUUAAAACGAGUAAAUUCUUUGGGGCAACUUUUAAAUACGAAUAAUGUUCAAAAGAAAGGAAAGCAUAAAUUCGACAAUAAAUUUAUGAAGGACUCUAUGUCAGAGACUAUAAUAGAAAACACUGCAAAUCACGACGAGAAGACGAAAGCUAAGUUAAGAUCGAAUCAAUUGGAAAAUGAAUUAAAGACAGUUGCCUUAGAAUGGAAAUCGUCGCGAAAUAUGGAAGAAUGUGGAUGUUCUACUACAUUUGAUGCUUUCAACAAAAAGCAUCAUUGUUGGUCUUGCGGUGAUGUACUAUGUACGAGAUGUAUGGCGGCGCACACUAAAUUACCUGGGCAUCUAUCACAGCGUGCUGUGCCUAUAUGCAAAUCAUGCUAUCAGAAUUUCGGCAUAUCCGCUACUAGUCCUUAAACGCGCUUUAUUAACGCGUGACUUAUGCUUAUAGUUCAUAUUUGUACGCACGUCUUAUGAGAAAUAAUGAAAAAACGUAUAUAUCAAGUAAUAAUGUAUUAUUCCGAUUUCAUAUAUUAAGCCAUUCUAUGUUUUUCUGAAUUUUAUUUCGUUUGGAUAAUUGAUUAAUACAAACAACAUAGUACCUGAUUACAAUAUAUACCACAUACGAAUUUAUUUUUAAUUUAAAUAACUGAUGCGCCAAGUAUACUACUGAGAGUAUACUGCUAAAGAUUUUGCCCAUUUUUUAUUUUUAUCUGUCACAUAAUUUACUGCUUAUCGAUACAAUUAGUUUUUUUAAAUAAAUAAUAUAAAUAAUA